AUGGAGAAUUCACAAAGGCUCAUGUUUCUUUUUUUAGGGCUAUACAUUUUCUCAAUGCAGUGGUUACAGACCCAUCAGCAAGUCGACCUGGCCCUAAGAGGAAUUGCAACACAAUCUUCUACAUAUUACAUAUACAAUGCUUCCCGUGCCAUUGAUGGAAAAAAAACAUCUAACUUGACAUCGCGCUCAUGUACACACACCUAUCAUGAUUAUAAUCCAUGGUGGAGGGUCGAUUUGUUGGCAGUGUAUGACAUUAACAAAGUAAUCGUCACUAACCGAGGUGACUGCUGUCCAGAACGGAUAAAUGGUGCUGAAAUCCACAUUGGCAACUCCUUAAUCAACAAUGGCAAUAAUAACCCCAGAUGUGCCAUUAUCUCUAGCAUCCCUGCUGGUGCUUCUGCAAACUACACUUGCAAUAUGCAGGGUCGUUAUGUGAACAUCAUCCUUCCCGGCGUUACCCAGUACCUCACACUCUGUGAAGUUGAAGUCUAUGGUGUUCAAUCUUACACUUUAAAUUUAUUUCAAACCCCUGAUACUAAGAAGAAAUUUUUCCAAUUAAAGUUUAACAGCAGUGAGGAUCUUAGCAACCCUAUCAUGAGGGACAAAGUUCUCCAAAAGGUGUGUGUUUCAAAUGUGGCCUUAGGAUUAAUAGCGACACAAUCUUCUGUACACAAAUACUAUACUGCUUUAUUUGCUAUUGCAGCAAAGCAUCUAACAUCACCGUAUGUCACGUCACUUCACUUCACAAAUGCUGACAAUAGCCAAUACUGGAGUGUGGAUUUGUUGACGCUGUACGACGUUAGCAAAGUAAUCAUCACUAACAGAGGCGACUGCUGUGCAGAAUGGAUAGAUGGGCCUGAGAUAAACAUUGGCAACUCUUUAAUCAACAAUGGCAACAAUAACCCCAGAUGUGUUGUUAUCUCUAGCAUCCCUGCUGGUGCCUGUACAAACUACAUCUGCAAAAUGCAAGGUCAUUAUGUGAACUUCAUCAUCCCUGGAUCUAGCCACAUUCUCACACUCUGUGAAGCGGAAGUCUAUGGUGUUCAAGUCCCUGUUACUAAGAAGACAUUUCUCAGAUUAAAGUUUAAAAGCAGUGAGGAUCUCAGCAACCCUACCAUGAGGGAAGUUCUUUUGUAAUUUUGUAAGCGAUCUAGGAGAAUGUUGUGAUUUAAAGUGUCGAAUGCAGCACUAAGGUCAAGUAGAACUAAUAGUGACAUGCAGUCUUGGUCCAAAGCUAAGAAAAAGUCAUUUGAAACUUUAACAAGUGCAGUUUCUGUGCUAUGAUGGGGCCUGAAACCUGAAUGAAACUCUUCAAAGAUAUUGUUCUCCUGAAAGAAAGUGCACAGCUGAACAGACACAACCUUUUCUAGUGUUGUAGACAUAAAGGAAAGGUUUGAAUUAGGUCUGUAAUUUGA
Messenger RNA from Tachysurus fulvidraco (yellow catfish), 1415 nucleotides. RefSeq lists its product as uncharacterized. NCBI's taxonomy places the organism in Eukaryota, Metazoa, Chordata, Actinopteri, Siluriformes, Bagridae. The transcript has 9 exons. The coding region runs from base 1 to 1137 and encodes 378 amino acids. The record is from RefSeq and is a predicted model, not a curated record.